AUGGCGGUUAUCGAUCGAGAUGGUAAAAUUUUGUGCCCUUGUCGAAAGUGUGUGAAUGUUGUUCGUCAAAAUUUUCAAAUUGUUCAAAUUCAUUUGCUGCAACAUGGGAUUAUUGCAACUUACACUAUCUGGCACGUGCAUGGGGAACCCCGUGAAUCAAACGAGGCUUAUCAUCAUGAUAUACCCGUUGAGGGCAAUGAGGUUUUGGGAGGUAUUGAUGCCUUAGUGGAAGAUCGAAUAAGAGGGGAAUCAACUAAUACAACUCAAGAGGAGGAGGUUCGCACUUUUGAUAAAUUAUUGAAUGAUGCCAAACGUGAGGUGUACCCAGGUUGCACAAAUUACACUUUGUUAAAAUUUGUCAUCGAGAUACUUAAUAUGAAGGUAACAAACCAUUGGAGUAAUAAGUCAGUUGACAUGAUACUAGAGUUUUUAACAAAAUUUUUAUCGAAGGAUAAUUUGGUUCCAAAGUCAACUUAUGAAGCUAAAAAAUUACUACGUGAAUUGGGUUUGUCAUACGAGCUCAUUGAUGCUUGUGUAAACGAUUGUGUGCUCUUUUGGACGGGGAAUGCAACACUAGAUAAAUGUCCAAACUGUAAGGCUUCUAGAUACAAGACAAAUCAUGGUAGAGGUAAGAAGAUCUCUCGUAAGGUUCUUCGAUACUUCCCGUUAACACUGAGAUUGAAAAGGUUGUACAUGUCGAGGAAGAGAGCCGAGGAUAUGAAAUGGUUCAAGGAAAAACAUCUAGAUGACGGUGUAUUGAGGCAUCCUGCAGAUAGUGAUGAGUGGAAGGAAUUCGAUACACAACAUCCUAAAUUUGCCUUGGAGCCUCGGAAUGUGAGGCUAGGGUUGGCUACUGAUGGUUUCAACCCUUUCGGAAAUAUGAAUAACUCAUAUAGUGUGUGGCCUGUCGUACUUAUUCCGUACAACUUGCCACCAUGGUUGGCUAUGAAGGACCCAUUUUUCAUGCUAUCAUUACUUAUUCCUAGUGAAUCACAACUAGGAAUUGAUAUUGAUGUCUACAUGAGACCUUUAGUGGAAGAAUUGAAUGAAUUAUGGGAAAAUGGUACAUUAACCUAUGAUGCCUCGACUGGUGAGACUUUCUACAUGCGUGCAGCUUUGCAGUGGACGAUACAUGAUUGGCCCGCAUUUGGUGACAUUUCUGGAUGGAGAACAAAGGGUCAUUACUCUUCUUACACUUGCAAUGAUGAACCAUAUUUUGAAUCUUUAAAAAGUAAGACUGCGUACAGCAACCAUCGAUGCUACUUGCCUGAUGACCACCCAGAAAGGCGAAAGAGUAGAGCAUAUAAUGGCAAGCAUGAAAAACGGAAGAGAUCUUUGGUGAUACCGAUAGAAAAGAUUGAAGAACAAUUGGGCAGUGUGAUGGGUGUCACAUAUGGAAAACAUCCAAGCAAUAGGAAAAGACCUCGUCAGAACCCAAACUGGACAAAGGUAAGCAUCUUGUAUGAGCUACCGUAUUGGAAGAAAAGGAGGCUUCGACACAACAUUGAUGUCAUGCAUGUGGAGAAGAACUUUAGUGAAAAUGUUUUUGGAACGAUGUUGGGAAUUGAUGGGAAGAACAAGGAUACAGAUAAGGCACGAAUGGAUUUAGAAGAUAUGAAUAUAAGGAAAGAAUUGUGGCUGAAAACAAAUCCCGAUGGAUCAUAUGUGAAGCCACGAGCCAGCUUCUCAUUGACCCCUAAAGAGAGAGAGGGUUUCUUUGAAUUCUUGAAAUCAGUGAAGUACCCAGAUGGGUACGCGGCAAACAUUUCGAGAUCAGUGAAUGCAAAAAAUGGUAGAUUAACAGGAUUGAAAAGCCACGACUACCAUGUACUUAUACAACGGAUUCUUCCUAUUGGGAUGUGUGGUUACGUAGAUAAAAAGAUCAAUACAACACUUUUUGAGUUAGGUAGCUUCUUCCAAGAUCUAUGCUCAAGGACACUGAAACGAAGUGAAAUAGAGAAAUUAGAGAAACGUAUAGUACUCAUACUAUGUAAGUUUGAAAAGAUCUUCCCUCCAGCCUUCUUCGAUGUGAUGGUUCAUUUGGCCAUUCACUUGCCACGUGAGACUAUUCUCGGAGGACCUGUGCAAUAUCGGUGGAUGUACCCGAUUGAAAGGUAA
Molecule: messenger RNA, 2118 nt
Organism: Camellia sinensis
Lineage: Eukaryota; Viridiplantae; Streptophyta; Magnoliopsida; Ericales; Theaceae
Source: RefSeq, a predicted model, not a curated record